AUGGUUGCAGGUGUUCAGAUUCACACAAAGGUCGCACAGGACGCCCAGUCUGAAAUCCUUACCGAUGGUGCAGUUGCAUUUCUCGCUGCACUUCAUAGAACCUUCGAGUCUACAAGACAGAGCCUCCUAGCCGCGCGCGAUGAUGCACAGCGCAGGUUUGACUCAGGAGUACCUCUUGACUUUCCUCCUGAAACAGCUCACAUCCGUGCUGAACCUUCAUGGCACUGCGCACCCCCUGGACCCGGUCUUGAAGACAGACGCGUUGAGAUCACUGGUCCUACUGACCGGAAAAUGGUCAUCAAUGCUCUAAACAGUGGUGCAAAGACCUUCAUGGCAGACUUCGAAGACUCUAGUGCUCCUACAUUCGCAAACAUGAUUGUUGGUCAAGUCAAUUUGCGGGAUGCAAUUAACCGACAGAUCGACUUCUCAUCCAGCGGCAAGCAAUAUAAGUUAUCUGAGAACCCCGCUGUGCUUCUUGUCCGACCUAGGGGCUGGCACUUGGACGAGACACGUGUCACGGUCGACAAUACCCCUAUCUCGGGGUCUCUCUUCGACUUUGGGCUCUACUUCUACACCAAUGCUCAUGAGCUCAUAAAGCGUGGCUCGGGCCCCUUCUUCUAUCUUCCAAAGAUGGAGCACUAUCUCGAGGCCCGUCUGUGGAAUGACGUCUUCCUCUUUUCCCAGUCCUACAUUGGAAUACCUCACAACACAAUCAGGGCAACCGUCCUCAUCGAAACGCUUCCCGCAGCAUUCCAGAUGGAAGAAAUUCUAUUUGAGUUGAGAAACCACUCUGCCGGACUCAAUUGCGGAAGAUGGGAUUAUAUAUUUAGUGCAAUCAAGAAGCGCAGGGCCGAUAGAAGUGCCGUAUUACCAGACAGGAAGGAUGUUACUAUGACUGUGCCUUUCAUGGAUGCGUAUGUGCGUCUUCUGAUCCAAACUUGCCACAGGAGGAAGGUUGCUGCUAUGGGCGGCAUGUCUGCACAAAUUCCCAUUAAAGAUGACCCUAAAGCCAACGAGGUGGCAAUGGAGAAGGUCCGAGCAGACAAGCUUCGCGAGGUCACGGCUGGCCAUGAUGGAACGUGGAUCGCGCACCCCUUGAUCAACCAGAUCGCUCGCAAGGUGUUUGACGAAAAUAUGCUGGGUCCUAAUCAGUAUCACAUCCGACGUGAGGAUGUGAAAGUCGCUGCGGCGGACUUGCUGAGCUCCAAUGUUCCCGGAAAGAUUACCGAGGACGGCAUUCGCUCCAAUGUCUCUGUGGCUCUCGCCUACUGCGGAGCUUGGAUCGGUGGCAAUGGCUGCAUCCCUGUCAGCUACUUGAUGGAGGAUGCCGCUACUGCUGAGAUCGCACGGGUGCAGCUCUGGCAGUGGGUGAAGUACAGCUCACGUCUUGAUACUGGCGAGCAGAUCACCGCGCCGUAUGUCGACCGCAUUAUCGCAGAGCAAGCAUCCGGCGUCCAGAAGAUCGCCCCAAGUGUCAAGGAUGAUCACUUGAAAAUUGCUACGAAGUAUCUCAUGGAUCAAGUCAGGCAACAAUGGCCAAGCGAGUUUUUGACGAGUGACUUGAUGCCAUACUUGACGAUGGCUGAUGGUGUUGAGGACAAGUGGCACAGGAGUGUUCUGUAA
This is a messenger RNA of Suillus plorans, 1623 nucleotides long. RefSeq names its product malate synthase. The coding region runs from base 1 to 1623 and encodes 540 amino acids. NCBI's taxonomy places the organism in Eukaryota, Fungi, Basidiomycota, Agaricomycetes, Boletales, Suillaceae. The record is from RefSeq and is a predicted model, not a curated record. Gene Ontology annotation, cellular component: peroxisomal matrix; cytoplasm. Gene Ontology annotation, biological process: glyoxylate cycle. Gene Ontology annotation, molecular function: malate synthase activity. The transcript is spliced from 6 exons.